UGGCGCACAUCCUCUCAGCUGCAUUUUCACCACGGUUCAAUCGUGCUUCCGGUCACACACCUUGUAUUCUCAUCAUAUAGUGUUGUACAUUAUCACAUAUUUUUUAUUAAAUGUAAUAAUUUUAAAACUAGUAAUUGAGACCAUAAAUAAAUUAGUUUUAUAUAAUAUGGUUAUUAAUUAAAAUAGCCUUGUUUUUAUAAAUAUAUAGAUUCAUGUGUUAUUAUUUUUAAGUAAAUUGGGGGGAAAUUUACAACUAUUUUCUUGUGCUCCGGUUUUAAUGUUUUUGUUUUUGUUUUUUGUUUUUUUGUUAAUAUAUUACUGAUAGACCAAGGUCAUUGUGUAUGGGUAUAGUGGUUGUUUUUAUGGAACUAUGAAUUAUCUGCUUUUAUUUGAAAGUUUCCUACAAACAGAAAUAGAAACAUAAACAAGGUUGAAGAAUUUUAAGUAAGUUCAGUUUGAGUAAACGAACUCAUCCUUUACAGUGUACAAACCUAUGUACAAAGUUAAAAUAAGUUAAAACAGAAUUUUUUUAAAAAUAUUGAGGACAAUAUAUUCUUAAGAAUUUCUGCUAUUGAUUAUAUAGGACGCUUGCGUGAACGGUGAACGCCUCAUCACAGAACAAGUAGCCUGUGAAUAUAGUCCACACUUAGCGGCGCUGCCCUCUUGUGGAGGAAGAGGUGAAGUGCCGGCUUUGGCUAGAAAGAUGAUGAUGGUGAUGAGCCUUGUAGCAAGUGAACACAGUGUCAGCAGCAGGCGCAGAGAGGCUCAGUACACACGAGAAGCCGCUAAAGGCCACCGCGUUGCUGCGCUGUAAAUUAUGUACAGAAGUUACGGACAGUGUUCGGCUUCAGCGGCCGCUUAACGGCGACGCAGCGAAGCGUUGAGCAGGGAAACCGGUGAACCCCGCGGCGGCUGGAGCAUCGGCAGGGACUGGAACACGUUCGGGAACAAGCUCCGCGGUUUUUCUCUGUCACGCAGACCGAGGCUCGACGGCUCCACCGGCGAUUUUUGUAACCGCGGAAAGCACUUGAAAAUGUGAAGGGGAAAUUAAAAGAAAGGAACGAAGUCGCCAUUGUUUUUAUAGGUUUAUAUAUAGUGUAUAUAUAAAUUCGUUUUUGGUAGAGGGUGUGAUACGAUUUUGUAGACACAAAGCCCAGUGUAAAUAUCACGUCUUUAGGGUUUGUAAAUAGAUGCAGGGAAAAACGAAGGAGAAAAGGAUGUUCGCUGGAGACCGACUUUAUCUGCUGUCUGCUUUACUGGGUACGACCAUGGUCCACUGAGCGUUUACAGAGAAGACCAUUUGACUGCAACGGCCUGAUGCCCCUCCUUAUUAAAGGCUGUUAUUGGAAGAACUAGGAGACGUGAGGGGUUUCUUUGAUUAGUGCUUUUUUAAAUACAUGGAGGAACUGAAGAAAAUGUAGAAAAGGAUGUAGAAGAAGGAGGAAGCUUCCACCUACUGUUUUUGUUUCACCUGCUGUUUAAAUAAAGGAACAAAAAAGGAAAAAAAACAAAGGCAAAAGAUCUGUGUCACCAGUUUGAUCAAGGAAAGGCUGCGGUCGAUUGCUGCACUUGAAGUACAGCCUGUCAGACUUAGAGGAGUAACUUGGUGACCACAGAAAGAGAGAGACGGGGACUGACAGAGGAGCAAAGGUUUGGAGGAGGAGGAAGAGGAGGAGAAGGGCAAGAAGGGUUGGCCGAGGCCUUUUCCAAUGGCUACUGACCCAGGAGAGCCCACAGGCACAGAUGACUCCUCAGAGAAACCUGAUGGACAUAAGGAAGGGGACGCAGCUUGGAAGGACAAUGACAACCAGCAGUUGGAAAGGACAAAAAGGACUCCCUCAGAUUUUUCCUCCUCUCAGCCACAAACGCAAAGAACACCAUGUAGGAAGCAGGAAGGAGGAUCAACCCAACGAGAAGGAAUGGAGACAACAGUUGAACCCAUUUCAUUCACCUCGCCCUCCUUACCUCUAGACACGGGUCAGAAAAGACUCAGAGGAGAGAAGCGCUUCUUUAGGAAAAGCGUUGAGAUUUGUGAGGAGGAGGACGAUGUGGAGGUGCCGACCGACGGACCCCACAGUGCUCCACACCUGGACUUGCAUUCCACAGACUCAGUCUUCACCAGCAGAGCUCCACCACAGGGGGUGGCAUCGUCCUGUGCCGCCCCUGGCCACGACCCAUCGUCUAUCAGCACCACCCAAGAACAUGGCAGGGACACCCCGUUCUCUGCACCCAUCCAGAGGGUAAAGGAGCGGGACCGCGAGCAGGAGGAGGAGGCGGAGAUGAAGGCGGUGGCCACCUCCCCCGGAGGAAGAUUUCUCAAGUUUGAUAUCGAACUGGGCAGAGGGGCGUUCAAAACUGUGUACAAAGGCCUGGACACUGAGACGUGGGUGGAGGUGGCCUGGUGCGAGCUGCAGGACCGCAAACUCACAAAGGCAGAGCAGCAGCGCUUCAAGGAGGAGGCGGAAAUGCUUAAAGGGCUUCAGCACCCUAACAUCGUUCGCUUCUAUGAUUCCUGGGAGUCCGUGCUUCGGGGCAAGAAGUGCAUUGUUCUGGUCACUGAACUUAUGACGUCAGGAACACUCAAAACCUACCUGAAACGCUUCAAAGUGAUGAAACCCAAGGUUCUGAGGAGCUGGUGUAGACAGAUCCUGAAGGGUCUUCACUUCCUUCACACCAGGACUCCUCCAAUCGUCCAUCGGGACCUCAAAUGUGACAACAUCUUCAUCACGGGCCCCACGGGAUCAGUCAAAAUUGGCGACCUGGGACUGGCCACACUGAUGAGGACUUCCUUUGCCAAGAGUGUCAUAGGAACUCCAGAGUUCAUGGCUCCAGAGAUGUAUGAAGAGCACUACGACGAGUCUGUGGAUGUGUACGCCUUUGGCAUGUGCAUGCUGGAGAUGGCUACAUCAGAAUAUCCCUACUCCGAGUGUCAAAACGCAGCUCAGAUCUAUCGCAAAGUCACAAGUGGUAAAAAACCAGCCAGUUUUGAUAAAGUAAAUGACCCCGAGAUUAAAGAGAUAAUCGAAGGCUGCAUUCGCCAGAACAAGAGCCAGAGGCUGUCCAUCAAAGACCUUCUGAACCAUGCCUUCUUCGGUGAAGACACCGGAGUUCGAGUGGAGUUGGCGGAGGAGGACACGGGCACUGAGGACUGUUUGGCUCUCAGGAUUUGGGUGGAAGAGCCGAAGAAGCUGAAAGGAAAGCACAAGGACAAUGAGGCCAUUGAGUUUAGCUAUGACCUGGAGAAUGAUAGUGCUGAGGAGGUGGCCCUGGAGAUGGUCAAGUCAGGUUUCUUCCACGAAAGUGAUGCCAAGGUGGUGGGAAAGUCUAUCCGAGACCGUGUCAGUCUGAUCAAAAAGUCACGUGAGCGCCGGCAUCUGCAGCUCCUUCAGCAGCACCAGGUCUUUGAAGAAAGGCGAGACUCCACUCUCACGUCACACACGUUUUCUCAGGCCUCCUGCCCCUCGUCCCAGGGGCCGGGGGCCGGUGUACAGGCAGUUGGAGGACGAGAGACUGAGGAGCUGCCUGAAGUAGACCAGUAUGUCAGACAGCAGGACAUCCUCAGAGGGACAACCCUCAGUCUGCCAGGUGAGAGCAUUGGCUCGACCAGCUGUGAGUCAUGUACAAGUGGACAGAGCUUGGUGUACACACAAGGAGGGGAGUCAUUCAGUCAAUCCCAAACUGCUCUCCCAUCCAUGACACCUAUGUUUCCUUCUGGUGAGAGUGGCAGUGUUCCAAACGUGCCUCCUGGUCAAAGUGUCAGUAUACCCGGCAUACCAACAGGACAGGGCGGAGGGGGGCCUGUCGGUCAGACAUUUCUGGCACCCAGUACCAUGGUUUCACAGCAACAAACAUUUCAAUUAGAUACAUUUCAAACAGCCACCCUCCAAGGGUCCAUGCCUUCCUCACAGUCAUGCUUACCCCCCGCGUCCCCCCAAGCACCCAUUAAUGUUCACACUGCAUCCUUGCCAGUGGAUCCUGCUGGAGCGGCGGGGACCAUCACACUCCCCGUUCAACAGACCCAACCCAUUGCCACACCCAUGCAGUCUACUGACAUUACCCCUGCAGUACCCCAGCAAACACAGCCUGUCAUGAUCCCUCAGCAGACUAUUGUCCAACAACAACAACAGACAGGGCUGGACCUCAACGCCUCCACCCUUCAGCAACUGCAGCAGCAGAUAGUGCCUCAGGCCACCGUGCUCACACAGCAGAAGGUUGGUGCCAACCUGCCGCCAACAGAAAAUCAGCAGCUCCAGAAGAAUCUACAAGAGCCUCCGCAGCAGGUCUUCGUCCAGCAGCCUGUUCCACCUGUUCUUCACCAGCAGGUGUUGCCUACGCAAACAGGUAUGGAUCAGCUAUCAUUACCACAGCCAGAAGACCAACAACAGAACUACAGGCAGCUGCCAGUAGUGGAUCAGACCACAGUACAACCGCAACAGCUUCAACAACAGCAAACCCUGUUACUACAGCAGCAUCAACAGUCGUUACCGUACGAGGAACAUCAGCUGUACGCCCAGCAACACCUGGAUCAGCAGCUUCACCUUCUACAACAACAACAACAACAACAAACACUUCUACAGCAUCAACAUCAGCCUCCGCCGCAGCUAAAGGAGCAGAGUCAACUAUAUCAGCAGAUUGUCCAGGCUGCAGCACAGAAGGAACCAGAGAGGCAGCAGCCAUGUGGACAACAGCAACAGAACACGAAGUUACAGCAGCAACCACACCAGGAACAGCAACUGCAGCAGCAACAAGCGUUACUUCGACAAUUGGAACUACAGCAGCAGCAGCAACAAGCGCUGAUGCAACAGCAGCUGCAAAUGAAUGCAGUUUUACAGCAGCAGCAGCUACAACAACAGGCUCAGCUACAGCAGCAGCAGCAGGAGCAACAGGCCAAAAUGAAGCAGCAACAAGAGCAACAGCAGCAAGCUUUACUACAGCAACAGCAGGCGGCAGCCAUUAUUCAACUCCAGCAGAGUCAAAGACAAGAUACUGGCCAUUUUCCACCAAGUAACAGUGAACAUCAAAUGCAGCAUCUAGCAGCUGAUUUACAGCAAGUGUGCAUCUCCCAAAUGUCCCUCGGUCAAUUUACGCCUCACACUCCUCUCACACAGCAGGUGAUGGAACAACAACAACAGCAAGCUUUAUUGAUCCAGCAGCAGAAAGCAUUCAUUACCCAGCCGCAGCACCGUACCUCUGUCAUGGAGCCUCACAUUCCACCUGGAGCUGCUGUUGGCUCUGAGGUAAUUCAGCAGCGGGCAUCUGUCUCUCAGGCUCCGGCUCCAGUGACUGCCCAGCCUCUGGACCGAGUUCGUUUUGGGUUGCAGUCCACAGACCAAGUGGCUCAGACAGUGACGGAGGCUUGUGCCAUGAUCCAGGGACAGAGUAAAACCAAUCAGAUCCAGCAAAUGAAUUUGCAUAGUUGUUAUCAAGGACAUGUCCUGCCCACCCAGAGCCAGGGUGCUGUCCUGGCAGCAAUCCAGACCUCAUCCUUACAAAAAACAACUACCCAGCCGCAUCAACCACAUGACCAGAGCCUACUUGUUGACAUGAUGGGCAGACAAAGCCAACCUGCGGCCCAGCCUGCAGCUGCCUCGGCCUCUAUCCCCUGUUGUCAGGUCCAACACCAGCCUCCCUCUCAGCAAAACGCUCAAAUGACAGGGCUCAUGCAGCCGCAGCUCCGGCAGGAAACCCAAGACCUUGUACAUGCUCAGGGUGCCACUGGCCCCUUGACCCCUCACUAUGGCACUCAACUAACCCACCAAGCCGUGCCAGUGGUACAGCAGGAUAUAAAUCACGUUGCACAACAGCUACAGCAGGCAGUACUGACGCAUAAGCAGGUAAUCCUCUCACCUCGCUCUGUCGGUGCUGCCACAACUACAGAUGGUUUAGAUUCUGCAGUUGACCCUGCAAACUUCGCUGCCACUCUUCAUCAUGUGCAACCAGCUGGACAAGCGCAUAUUCCGAACCAAGCUGUUCGGACUCAGCAAAAUCCUCUGGGAUGUACCAGUGAUCCGUCUCUCCUUCAGCCCCUCUCACAGGCUGCUCUGACUCAAACCACCGAGCAAUACCAACAACAGCUGCACAACGUUCCUCCAGUACAUCAGCUGCCAGCUGCUUCUGCUGCCCAGGCUCAGAUACUGACACAGCCAUCUGCAGCACCCUUUCAGCCGCCAGCUCCGAUGCAGCAGGUUUUUAUUCCUCUGGAUGAGACUCAGCAUCUUCACUUAACCAAACCACCUGCACAAACCUUUUCCAAUAUUUUGGCAGAGAACAGCCCAGUUCCACUGCAUGGUCACCUGGCCGCGGCCAUCGCUCAAUCGCCACAUCAUCAGUACAACCAAAUGCUACCACCUCACACGUACCCCAACAUGGGCCAUGUCCAAGCACAAACAUUCACACAAACACAGUCUGUUCUGCCCUGCUCUGUCUUUCCUGCACAACAAACGCCCCUCAGCCCUUCUCAUACCUCCUCGCUCCCAUCUAUUCAUCCUGCUGCUGCCCCCGCUCCAGAGCUGCCCACAUCUCCACCAGCGGCUCAGGUAACCAAACCGAGGCCGGCCGACUUUAUCCCCACCUCUCCUCCGCCUGUCGCUACUCCACAAAUGCUUGACUCUAAUGCUCCCCAACCACCCCAAGCCUCGCUGCAAGACUGUGACCUUUCCCUGCUGGGCAAUGCUCAGGAUGUUCCCAACCUUUCAAGUGCAGAACCUCAUUCUUCUACAGGGCCUGCUACAGCCAGUGGUGAAGAAAUCCUCCCAGCUUUGGCCAAUGACAAAUUAGAAAAAUUAAAAAGCCAAAGAAGAUCUUCCUCCCAGAGACAUGACAAAGUUUCACAUCAAUUCCAGCUCAGCAUGCUCCAGGUGUCCAGCAGUGGGGACAACAUGGUGGAAUGCCAACUAGAAACACACAGUAACAAGAUGGUGACAUUUAAGUUUGACAUCGAAGGAGAUGCUGUGGAGGACAUCGCAGACUACAUGGUGGAAGAAGACUUUGUCCUUGAUGUGGAGAAGGAGAAGUUUAUAGAAGAGCUUAGAACAAUAGUGAAGAAAUCCCAGGAGGUUCUUCAAAUGCACAUUCAAUCCGGGUCAACUGACCAGCUAAAUGUGAGCACACCUACAAGCUCAGCAGACUCUGCUCCCCAUUCCUCUCCAGUGGGACGCUGGAGAUUUUUCAUCAACCAGACCAUUCGCCACAGAGACUCUCUGUCCAACCAGGGAGCAGCCACAGCUCUGCCAACGUCUGAAACGAGGCUUCCUGAGUCUUCAAUGUUAAAGAAAGAAUGUGAAGGCUCCCUAAGUCUGGACUCCUUGACUGGGUUGGCUUCCUGCUCCUGUCCUCCUCUUUUCUCUACCGCCCCUGCAGCUUCUACCAGCUCAGCCACCCCAGUAACAACUGCCCUCACCACUGGCCCUGAAAGCAUCUCCGCACCAGCCUCCACUCUCGAUGCCUCUGUCCCUCUGUCUGCUUUAGGAGGCCUUGAACAGACCGUCUCCCCCGCUGCUUCUCCCGAGCAGAAUUCCAGCGCUCCCUCAUCCUUAGCUAUGCCUGAUGUUGCUAACCUUCCCACUUGUGCUGCUAAUCUUGUGUCCCCCACAGUCAACACUGUUCUCCAUGAUACCUUUACUCCUCCUAACACUAGUGGCGCCACAGUGAGUCAAACUAUAGAAAGUACUGAGGUAAUUCCCAAGUCGUAUGUCUCUGCAGUGGACCACUCCUCCUCCUCCUCUUCUCUUCUUCCUGCUUCUGGAGUGGACUUCCCACCAGUGAGCCAAGGCGGCAUGCAGCAUCCACAUUCUCAACCACAACCACAACAACAACAACCACAGCUGCAGGCGACUCCAGUGCAGCAGCAGACCCCCCAACAACAACCACAGCAAGUCCAACAAAGUCACCUGCAGCAUGGAGAACAACAGCAGCAACUGAUGCAGAAACAACUACAGCAGCUCCACCUGCAACCAGUGCACGCGGUCCAACAGACACAUCUUCAACAGCAAACGGUGCAAUGUGUCCCACAGUCGCAGCAACAGCCACAGGUACAGUUAACGCAGCAUGUGGUGGCGCCACCUGCUCCUGUGGUGACACAACAACAGAGCAUGCAGCUACAGCAACAACAAAGGAUGCAGCAGCAGUUCAUGAGUGCUGCGCCUCCUAAUCCAGAUCAGGGCGCACCUCUGCCUCCGUCAUUAAGUCAACAGUUUCUUCAACUCAACAUCACGCCGGCAUCACAACAGCAGUUCCCACAACAACCUCAAAUCCACGCUGAGCUGGCACAACAGCAGAUUCUCUCACAAAAACAACACGAGGUUGUGAAAGCCAUGGACACGCCGCAGAAACAGCAGCAGUUCGGACUGCAGAAGCAGCUGUCUGUACAGACGUCAGAGUCGGAGAUGUCCACAGGGGAGGCGAGUGUCACAGAGGACACAGGGAGCUACUCCGCCCCUUUCCCCCCUUCCUCUGACUCCUCUCUGCCUCCUCUUCAUCUGGGCAGUGCUGAGACCAGUUUCCCAGCCCUCUCCCUCACCCUGACCACAUCAAUGACACCAUCGCCGGCUCAACCUUCCUCUGUGGCUGAGUCUGACAGUGAAGGUCCUCCAAAAAUUGACUUUGUAGACAACCGUAUAAAGACUCUGGAUGAAAAGCUGAGGAACCUGUUGUACCAGGAGCACAGCAGUGGAGCAGCACUGGUCGGCGGAGUCAUUUCUGGCCCCACGUCAGCUGCCUCCACCUCAGCAGGGGGAGACGAGUCGUCUGAGCUGCAGCCACUCGACCACACGUCUUUUCCCCCACCUGACUCCUCCUCAGAUACUUCACCCCAAUCCUCAACCUCCUCUACCUCUUCUACCACAUCCCGUUCCUCCUCCUCUUCCCCUGAACCUGAGCGGGAUGUAGGACAUGAGGACGCUUGCUCAGAUGUGCCAGACUCUGCAGGGCUGCGUCCAGUGGAGCAGCGUCCCUCACUGCUCUCCACCUCCACAUCGUCACCAAUCCCAGCCGCCCCUCUCCUUUUCACUAGCCGUGAUGAGCCUGCAGAGGCCCAGUGCCCACCUGUACCUGGAGAACCAACUGUUUUUGCUGUCCUUCCACACUCUGACAACAGCAUCACUGGAGACGCACCGUGGCCUCCCAGUCAGCACCAGAUCCCCCUGGGACACGGAGAGCAGCAGCCGCAGCAGCAGAACAAUGCAGGAGGUGGAUAUUUUGGCCUAAACCUGACAUGUCCUAGUAUCAGAAAUCCCGUUAGCAAGAAAUCGUGGACUCGCAAAUUCAAAAACUGGGCGUGCAAACUGCGCCACUCCACCAGCCUUUUCAAGAAACCCAGGGUCCAGCAAGCUACCUCACCCCACCUCACCUCGACACUCCCACCUGCUGGCUCAUACCAGACUUUUGUGUCCUUGUCCUUUGUCUGUCCAUGUACAUGUGUCUGGUUCUGGUUGUGGUCUACUGCCUUCUGUUCUGUGUCAAUCUUGUCAUUUGUCUGCUCUUUUUGCACUAUUUUUAUGUUUCUGAGUCUGUUUCCUCUUUUCUCCUUGUUCAUACCAUUCCUAUUAGAUGGACUUUCCACUUCUCAGACGUCCAGAGAUGAGAAGGAGGUGCCAACCAUAAAUCCAUCCCAGUCGCGCAAUGGACGAUUUCAGGUGACUCCGGUGCUCCAGUCUUCUCCCCCGAAGGAUUUACUACCAGGCCACGUUUGCACUCACAGAAAGGUGGGACGUUUCUCUGUAACCCAGACUGAGAUGAAGAAAGAAGACGGUCCAACCAGCAAAACCACGGCGUCGCCUCAUUAUGAGAGAGAGAGGAGACGAUCGCGGGCGAAAGACGGGGACAAAGACGAAAAUAAAAAAACACAAGUGUCGGCUCAAUCGACCCGAGGUCAUGGACACAACCACUCACCCGUGGGUAGCACUGACGAUGAUGAGAGUGAGCUGGAGGACGAGGACCUAAGAAGUGAACUACAUAAACUCAGAGAGAAGCACAUUAAAGAGGUGGUGUCCCUUCAGGCUCAGCAGAACAUGGAGCUGCAGGAGCUGUACAGACAACUUCGUUCCCUCAAAGACCAAAGGCAGAGUCUGCCCGCCUGCCUUUCUCGAUCCCCUCCUCUUCCCAUGGCACCUGUGAUUUCUCCACGUAGGUCAAGACCAGCCAAAGUCAAACUCCGGCCCAGACCUCACUCCCACAUGGAUAACAACGGAGUGACACAUUCUGUUAUGCAGCAGAAAUGUAGUUUUUCCGGCGGUGAUCAGAACAGGUUAGCCCUUCCCUGCAAUGCUGAGAGCCACCCAUCACUACCAGCUAAAAGAGAUCAGAGUCCUCUACGAAAAAGCACAUUCACAGAUGAACUGCAUAAACUUGUUGAUAAUUGGACGAAGGAAGCCACGGGCCCCAUCCAACCUAAACCGUCACUGAAUCAGCUGAAGCAGAUUCAGCAAGUGCAGGGGUCUGGAGGGUGGAGUCAGCCGACAGAGGUAGCUCCCCCAGGUUGGUUUCCAGUGACAUCGCUGAAUCCACAGACCACCCCCACCCCAACCAGCUUACCUGUGGCAGCCUCCUCUAAUUACACAGGUGGAGGGAACCUGACCAACCUCCCCUCUCCAGGACCUCCACCACAGAUGCACAUGGCUCAGGUGCAACAGCUACAGCAAAAUGUACACCUCCACCAGUCCCUCCCGCUUCAGCAGAUGAUCAGUCAGCAGCCCCCAAACCGACAGCAGAUUCUGCAUCAACGGAUGCAAACUCCAGUUCAGCCUCAGUCGUUACCAACGGCGCAGCCGCCCCCGCUGCCACACUCUCCACCUCAGAGCUAGCCACCGCUGCCUUCCGUCAAUGGCCUCAUCCCCAGAGCCCACGGCCACAUCUCUGCUGCCCCUCAGUGGCAUUGCUGCACCAUUAGAAAGUUGACUUUUGCUUUGGGGCCAACCGUUUGCUCUCGCUCCUUCUACCUGUCACAGCUAUUGCUCCGCUGCUGCUCUACCUUCCUGUGCCAAAAUUCAGUUUACAUCCCGAACCUCGACUCUUCUGCUGGGACACCGAUAAAAUUGAGAUGUUUGAGGCUGAAAUUGUCUAAGAAGACAGUGAGGUUUGACGAUUUGUCUGUGUAAAUUUUGACUGCGGUUAAUCUGUGGUCUAGUGUUGUUUUCAGUGAAAUUGGAGUUAAUGUGAAGAACGGCAGGGACUACAGUAUAUUACAGAGGGUGAAAUGGAACCUACAGACUGGGCUCUAGACGGCAAUGUAUGUUUGGGUUUGGAGAUGUAUUUAGUCAAGUAUGGAUGAGUAUAUGUGUGUGUGGGGGUAGAUGUUUGUGGAUUGUCCAAGUACAUAUCUUUUCAUUGACAUGGUUUCAUGUUCACGUUUUUGUUUUCCCAACAACUCAGUCUGACCUGAAUGUUCCCAGAGCAGAGAUGAGAAGGUGACUGUUUGUUUCUGUUUAAUUUGUCAAAAACCUACAGUAAGGACUAAUUCAUCAAAAGUGCAAUUAGCCGUGGUCAGAAAAAGUGAUCAGCAUGUAUUUUACCGAUUUGUCUCCAAGGCAUAAAAUAUUUUUCUAAAGAAAUCCAUUGACUAAAACUAGAUCUGUACAACAAGCUUUCACUGUUGUUUAAACUCUUUAGGCCAACAGCACAACAGGUUCAAAUGGACCACGAACAAAAUAGACUGCAUGUUGUACAACAGGGCAACAACAUCACUAUUUACUGUACAUUGUGAGUGUCGUUCACCAUAGAGCAUGACUUUUAUUCUGUUUACACCAGAGAGGGAUAAUUCAUAGAAUUUCCAUUCAGAGAAAUGUUUAAUGUGAAGGCAAUUUUAACUUCCUUUCCGUCAGUGUUGAGAAUACCUGCAUAGAUUCAGCCCAAAACUUGCAUGAUGUGAUGAUUAACUUGACUUGUCAGAGUGAAAACUGCCUGCUGUGUAUUCACGAGUCUCACGUGCUGUUUGUUGCCUACCGAAAAUAAUCAAAAGUACAAGCUGCAUUCAGGAUAAGCCACUUUCUUAUUGACAUUUGUGAAUUUUAAUUAAGCCCAAACAUAUCAAAGUAUACUGUGUAUCACUGUGUCAUGCAGUCGUGGGGUCGACAACGAAGAAAACUGCCAAGGUUUAACAGUAAACUGAGACAAGAAAGGUUAUCCCUUUGUUGCCUUUUUAAAUAACUGCAUGUUUUGUGAUUGUACGGAUGUUCAGUUUUGUGUGAAGGACAAAAGAUGUGGGAUUGCGUCAUCGCAUAUACAGUGUUGUUAUUUUCACCUGCUAGUUUAACUGAACACAAACAUCACUGUCUACUUUGUCCAUACCCUGUUCACCCCCCAGGAAAUAAGAGUUCAGACCAUACACCGACUGUAAACUCGGUUUACACCACAACUGUCGGAAUUAUUGUCUGCGUUAACUCUCCAUGUUUUUAAACUGGUUUAGAUCAAACCAGAAGGUUGUUGGUGUGAAAACAUCUCUCUGCCACUGAUCUACAAAAUGUGUGCUUUUUUUGCACUUUGCACAGCAUAACUUUAGUUAAAUUUUUCUUUAUUCAUUUUUUUUUUCAUUCAUUAAAUGUGAGGUUACAUAAAUAAACUGUGUAAUAUAUCUGGAGUGGAUAUAUUACUCUGCAGUAAUGUAUUUUACUUUGAAUCAAUAGUCAGGCCCUAAUCAUUGUUGGCAUGAUAAGUAGCCUGUAGUGGAAGUAGCAUUUUGUUUUAUUAAUGAUAGAGUGUGAGUGCAGCAGAGGUCAGGAGGUCAUACUGUUAGUUAAAGACUGGCUAAAGUCAGUCUAAGAAAGUGAAAAUGGAUAAUGAGUCUAUAAUGAGUACUAAUGUAUGCUGGUAGAUUAUCACACUGGUUUUUGUUGGGUUUGUUUUCCUAACACAACUCACUCUCACAGCAGUGUAGGUCAUUGUUGGUGGAGGUGAGAUACUGUGCUGUCAUUGUUGACCGCAAGCUUCAGCUUCAUGAUGGUGAACCAUGAUUUAAAGCUGGCUUUUUCUUCGAAGUGUUACCAAAAUGUUAUCUAAAAGACAGAGAUUAUUUUUGUAUUCUGAAGAGGGGUUCUACAAACAUAUAGCUGUGUUCUCAUCAUUAUGAAUCAGAGGUUAAUGAAUAAAAAAUAAAUUAAAACAUGGGUUUCCAUAGCUGUUUACAUGGGACUCCCCUUCCUUGAUAUACCUCUGAGUACUGACAGGCCAAGGUCAUUUCCAAUUAUAUUCAAUUAAAUUAUUGUCAUUUAGUGUCCUUAUUUAUUUUUAUUUUUUCAAACCACAGAAACAUCACACAAGAAUUUAAGCUUCCAAGUUAAAUUUGAUGCAUUUUUAAUUUAUUACAACAAAAAGCAAGGCGUCUCAAUGGUUUUACUGACAACCAAUAAUAAAUUGGGCAAAAAUUUUAAAAAAUAAGGCACAUUGCUGGUAAUUUAACCUCUGUAAAUUGUGAUUAAUGACUAAUGACUAAUUCAACAGUUGAUUAUAUUUAUGUUUUGUAACUAAUCUAAAUAAAUGAUGUCAAACAUCAAGUUACAUCGUUGUAUUUCUGUGCCUUUAUUUGAUUUGAAAAGUGAGUGUACUAGUACUGGAGGAGUG
Molecule: messenger RNA, 13551 nt
Organism: Cynoglossus semilaevis (tongue sole)
Lineage: Eukaryota; Metazoa; Chordata; Actinopteri; Pleuronectiformes; Cynoglossidae
Gene: wnk3
Product: WNK lysine deficient protein kinase 3
Exons: 27
Coding region: 1710-10799 (3029 amino acids)
Biological process (GO): protein phosphorylation
Molecular function (GO): ATP binding; protein serine/threonine kinase activity
Source: RefSeq, a predicted model, not a curated record